This is a messenger RNA of Miscanthus lutarioriparius, 774 nucleotides long. The record is from the annotation of a GenBank genome assembly. NCBI's taxonomy places the organism in Eukaryota, Viridiplantae, Streptophyta, Magnoliopsida, Poales, Poaceae.
AUGAGUACACGGAUACACCCUUCGUCUUCGGACGCCGGCGGCCGUGCCCGUCGUCGGGCUGCGGCGGCGGAACGGGAACGCCGGUCGGCGGUGUACACGGUGUGGAAGAGGUCCAGCAUGGGCUUCCAGGGCACCGACGGCUUCUGCGUCUACGACGCCGCCGGCAGGCUAGCGUUCCGCGUCGACAACUAUUCCCGCCGCUGGAAACUCUGCGCCGGCGAGCUGCUGCUCAUGGAUGGCCAGGGCACGCCUCUCCUCUCCCUCAGGCCACAGCUUCUCAGCCUGCACGACCGAUGGAACUGCUACACGGCAACGGAAGACGCCGCCGUCGACAAGAAGGCGUCUUCCACGUCGCCGGCGCAGCAGCAAGUCUUCACGAUGAGCAGGUGCUCAGCUCUGCGUAGCAGCAGCGACAACGCAGAGGUCCACAUGUCAUCCUCAAGAGCAGGUUCUGCUGCUGCCGCGUCCUCGUCGUCGUCGACCCUCAGCUGCAAGCAACCGCAGGCCGUGGCCACCGUUCCAGGCUACCGAGUGGAGGGCUCCUUCUCGAGGCGGAGCUGCAAGAUUCGGCAUGGCAGCGACGGCAGGGAGGCGGCGCGGAUAACGAGGAAGAGCGCCGGCGUGGCGUCCAGGCCGGUGGCCACGCUCGGGGAUGACGUGUUCAGCCUCGUCGUCCAGCCGGGCGUCGACGUGGCCACAGUCAUGGCGAUCGUCGUCGUCAUGGACAGGAUCUGUCGCAGGCAGUACACGCCCAUGGUGUGCUCUUCACAGUAG